UAUUGCAUAAUCACAACCGCAAAAUAUUGCAGGUAAACCAUGGCAGCAAUAAUCGCGACAUACCCACAAAGAAAGAUGGAGACCUCGUUCGAGAUCGAGGCAUCUGCCGAUGAAUUCUACAGCGUCUUCAAGAGCCAAGCCUUUCAUGUUCCUAAGCACGCUUCCAGUCAUAUGGAAGCUGUGGAUCUACAUGAAGGAGACUGGGAGUCACGCGGUUCUGUCAAGCUCUGGAAAUAUGUAGUAGGUGGGAAAACUGAGACGUUCAAGGAGAAGGUGGAAUUGGAUGAUGAGAAGAGGAUGGUAACUCUCGUAGGUUUGGAAGGAGAUGUUUUCAAGUAUUACACAAACUAUAAGGCUGUGUUUCAGGAGACUCCAAACGUUGGCAUCUGUGGCUAUUGCUUAUGAGAAACUCACAGAAGAUGUUCCAGCUCCAGAUCAUUACCUGGAAUAUAUGGUUGAACUUGCCAAGAAAAUUUCAGAAAGCCUUGUCAAAGCCUAAAAGAAAUCAAGGCUAUAUCUGUCUGCAUAUCGAUCACGUACAAGAACCCACUAAGCUCAUGGUUUGUGUGUUGUGUGUUCAAAUGGUUUGUGUGUUGCGUGUUCAUGGUGUUGUAUUCUUGUUUGUGAUUAAGCUUCAUAAUCGUAUAUCAUAAAGUUGUAGCCAAUGAUAAAUAAAGUGGAAGCUACCUGGUGCA
Messenger RNA from Tripterygium wilfordii, 695 nucleotides. RefSeq names its product MLP-like protein 34. Gene Ontology annotation, biological process: defense response. The transcript has 2 exons. Bases 40 to 405 code for a protein of 121 amino acids. The record is from RefSeq and is a predicted model, not a curated record. NCBI's taxonomy places the organism in Eukaryota, Viridiplantae, Streptophyta, Magnoliopsida, Celastrales, Celastraceae.